This is a messenger RNA of Nylanderia fulva, 1428 nucleotides long. RefSeq lists its product as uncharacterized. The record is from RefSeq and is a predicted model, not a curated record. NCBI's taxonomy places the organism in Eukaryota, Metazoa, Arthropoda, Insecta, Hymenoptera, Formicidae. Gene Ontology annotation, molecular function: DNA binding.
CUGAUACAAAGCAGGUAUCAUGUCAAGCUUAGAAGAUUCUUGGGUUUCGUAUUAUUACACAAUAGAAAAAAACGUCGCAAAAUGCGAUAUUUGUUACGCAGAUUUUCGUGAAAAUUGGCAAUACACAUUGGAUCUAGAUAAACACCUAACAAGUUAUCAUGAAGUUGAAGAAAAUAAAGCAAAAAGUAUCUGCGAAUGGCUGAAUAAAUUUUUUAUCAAAAAUUAUAUCAAUGCGAUCUAUUGUUGCUGCAAGUAUUGCCAUAAUGACAUUCCGUCUAAACCAGUAUAUUUAAUAAUCCAUUUAAAACAAGUGCAUGAAAUUGAAAUACCUUCGAAUAUCAAACCAGCAGGAUUAUGGUGUGGUACUGCAAAUAACGAAGAAUGGAUAUGGUAUUAUUUUUAUUUUACAAAUAUUGAAAGUGUAAAAUGUAAUAUUUGUGGUACAUGUUUUCCUGUUAAAAUAAAUACCAACAAUAUAACAGCCCACAUAAAUUACAACCAUAUAGAGUUUUAUCCAAAACCUAUUUCGAAGAAAGAUGUAAUGAAAAAAAGGUUUUUUUCUAUAGAAGACAAUCAAAUGAAAUGCAUUUAUAAAUGUGAUUAUUCUUCUCCUAUUUGUCGUCAUAUUUCUAUUCAUUCGAACGUGGAACUGCAACAACAUUUACUUAAUAAUCAUGAAAUCAAUCACGCUAAAACCAAUGAUCUUUUCAACUGGUUAAUGUUGUAUCGUUAUGUAUUAUCUUUUGAAACAUCAAAGUGCACAAUUUGCGAGAACAUGUCACGACAAAAGACUAGUUUAAUGACAAUGAUGCAUUUUCUAAAAGAACAUCGAAUCGAAUUUCUGUGUCAUCUAAUAUCGAAGAAAUUAUUAGGUAAAUUGGAGAUUUUAAAUUCUGAUAACGAUACCGAAGAUGUUGCUCUACCAGGAAGCAGCAGUCAGCAGCCAGAUCAGAGUAUUAACGAAAGUUCUUCCAAAAUCACACCAAGGUUGUCAGAUAUUAAGGAGGUUAUAAAUAAUGAUACAGAAAGUGUUGGUACAUCAGCAAUGAGCAGCUAUCAACAGAUAUUAAAUCUGGAAAAAAUGUUACCAGAUAUUUCAGAGAUUAAAACUUCUGAUAAUGACAUAGAAGGUGUUGGUACAUCAACAAUAAGCAGCUAUCAACAGCCAACCCAGGAAUUAUAUAAUCAGGAAGAAAUAUCAAGUAUAAAUGACUGUUCGAAUUAUGACCAAAUCACCAACAGUGAUGUCCAGAUUACUUUUCUUCAUGAGUUUGGAGAUGUUGAUUCUUAUUACGAUAAUGACGAUAUACUUAAUAUAAUAUGAAAAUGAAAAAAUUGAAUGUGUAUUAAUAUAAAACAAUUGGUAAUGCAUUUGACGAGGUUCGGUGACAAAUUUCAUUUGUAAUAAAAUUCUGAAUUUCUGAGAAA